This is a messenger RNA of Dentiscutata heterogama, 665 nucleotides long. The record is from the annotation of a GenBank genome assembly. NCBI's taxonomy places the organism in Eukaryota, Fungi, Glomeromycota, Glomeromycetes, Diversisporales, Gigasporaceae.
AGAAAUAAAUCCUUCGACGCUUUCAGGUGCUAUUGAUGUCAUCGUCGUUCAACAGCCUAAUGGUGAUCUUGCAUGUUCGCCAUUUCAUGUCAGGUUUGGGAAACUUUCCGUUUUGAGGCCACAAGAAAAAAAGGUUGAAAUGACUGUUAAUGGCAAAGUCGUUGAUUUUCCAAUGAAGAUAGGUGAAGCGGGUGAAGCAUUUUUUGUUUUCGAGACUGAUAAGGUGGUUCCAGAGGAAUUUCAAACGUCUCCACUUACAGGACCUACUCAACCUACCUUAAGUGAAGAGCCCGAUUUUCUUGAUUUAGGCGCUUCAAGCUCUCAAAAUUCACCGGUUUCGAAAGAGAAUACCCCAAUUUAUGAUUUUGGACGUAAUAAUGUUCUCGGCAAUGAUUUUGGCACGGAAGAAGGGGCUUCCGAUCCAGAAAACAUUGCUGAUUUAUCUGCGAUUUCGCAAGAUGCAGUAGUUGCUGUUGGUUUCUCAUCAGAUGAUGAAACAAACGCAGGAAAAAUAGUUAUACAGGUUGAUCCUCCUAAAGAGGAAGUCGAAGGAAAAAAUGUAAUUAAACAGACGAAUUUAAAUAUUAUAGAAGAAAUUAAUUUAGAACAGAUAGAACAGGAUUCAAAAUCUGAAUAUGAUUCCGAAUCAAAUAUAAUAUUACUUG